AUGAGGAGGUGGUGUUCCAAGCAAUGGCACACACGGGCAGGAGAAGGGUGUGGCAAACCUGGGGGGUUGGGAGCCUCCUCAGGUGACAACGCAGGGGACGCGAUCGCACUGCUUGGAGUACUGUCGUGGAAGCCUUCUGCGCUUUACCAGCAGGGGUUGGAAUGGGAGAAGAAGGAAAGAUGGACCGGGGGUGACAGUUGUGGAACCAGCAGCUGCAACAGCAGGAGACACACCACGGCUCUCAUUUUCACGCAGCAGUUGAGCAAGCACUUCCGGGUUGCGUGCCACUAUGUAGCAUUGCCAGUAGGACCAGAUAACGAUGCCAAAGAUGUAGAGUCAGCUGCAAGGCCUGCUGGGAAACGGGCUGGCUUUGGUGGAGGAGGGACGCUCUGA
Molecule: messenger RNA, 393 nt
Organism: Gryllus bimaculatus (two-spotted cricket)
Lineage: Eukaryota; Metazoa; Arthropoda; Insecta; Orthoptera; Gryllidae
Source: the annotation of a GenBank genome assembly